This is a messenger RNA of Nematolebias whitei (Rio pearlfish), 1592 nucleotides long. RefSeq names its product leukocyte receptor cluster (LRC) member 1 (gene leng1). NCBI's taxonomy places the organism in Eukaryota, Metazoa, Chordata, Actinopteri, Cyprinodontiformes, Rivulidae. The record is from RefSeq and is a predicted model, not a curated record. The transcript is spliced from 4 exons. Bases 366 to 1184 code for a protein of 272 amino acids.
UGUGAGGACCGGAAGCGAGUGCUACUCGAUGUUACUACGCCGAGAACGUCGGUGACGGGUUUUUAAGGCUAAACUUUAAACAUUGAGAAGCUUACUGUGAUCGAGCAUCUCCCACAUCUCUUCCUGCUGCUGCGUUAUCAACGUAAAAGGCAAACAGCUAACUUUUAUUAAUGCUAGCUUCUGGUUUCCAAAGAAAACACCGUCACAAAGGAUAUAAAUGUAAACAGUGACUACUACCCCCUCACGUUUUGUCGCGUUAUAUGAUUCCUCUUGUUUCAAACUGACCGGGGUUUCUGACCAAACUGACUCGACUGCUUCUAGCAUUCUGAGCUAGCCACCUGCUAAUCUCCUGUCACCAGGCAACGAUGAACAUCCUCCCGAAGAAGAGCUGGCACGUCCGCAACAAGGACAACGUCGCGCGCGUGCGGAAGGACGAGGCGCAGGCAGCAGAGGAGGAGCGGGAGGCCAAGCGUCGCGUGGAGCGUGCAGAGCAGGAGGCCCGUACUGAGUACCUGCGGAGGAAAGCCCGGGCUUCUCUCCAGUCAGCAGAAGGAAGGAGAGACGACGAUGGCGACGAACGAAGCGGAGAAAGUUUGGAGCAUCUCAACCUUUUCCCUCUGGAGGAGUCUUCAGAGAAGAAGGGAAAUGAGGAAUAUCUUCGGGAAAAGAAAGAAGAAAAGGAGCGGCAGGAGCGAGCAAUCGGCUUACUUGUGUCUUUAGGACCCCAGCCAGGCUCCGAGGUGACUCCAUGGUACCUGAAGGGCAGCGAAGAGAAAGAGGAGAUUAAGGAAAAGGACAAAAAGAAGGGAAUAAGUGAAGAGGAGCGAGAGAAGAAGGAUCGUAGGCUGAAGGACAGUUUGGAUCCCAUGAAGGACAUGAAGAAAGCGCUCGGCGUGUACGAGAGAAGGAAGCACAAGAAGAAGGACAAAAGAGAAAAAACAGAAAAGAAGAGCAGCGGGGAGAGCUCCAUGGAAAGGUUGCGCGCCGAGCGUCUGCUGAGGGAGGCUGAAGAGCGCAGGAGAGCUCACGCCCUCAUCGAACAGAGGAGCGGCAAAAGGAAGGAGGCGCAGAGGGAGGUGGACGACAGGGAAAGGCCGUACAACAACGCCUACUUUCCAGAACUCGCUCGAAAGCGACAAAGGCGGGAUCGAGACAGCUGGAGAGACGAGAUUCUCAAAUCCUGAACUGGUUUUUAUUGGUGUUUGGAGGUCGGAGGGCAAACUGUUGUAAAGAGCUCAUUUCUACACGAGAUCAAUUGGAAAACUGUUUAUUUUAUUAUUUUUUUUGUUUUAAUUUCAGAAAGUCCAUGAUUAAUUAUAUCAUUUAUUCAGGUUUUCUUCCACAGAGAAAGGAGCGUUGGUAGUCGUGUGCAGCUGCAGCUUCCUCUGCUCCUGCAGCGUUUGGCUUGUCUGCAGGACAGAUGGUCAUUUUUACAGGGGGGGUCCGUCAACCAGGGACACACUCGGUCACUGUUAGCAUGGCUCACGUUAGUGUAAAAACAUAAUCUGUUGUCCUGGUGAAACAAUAGGUCAAUUAAAACACUUAACACUAAAUCUGUUGUAAUUGUUAAACUUAACCUCCAUGUGCCAACA